AUGUUCGCUGAAGGUCACGAUACUGAAGUCACGCUCGCGUUAAUUACUUUGAGAAUCUCGCGUGCCAAUCGCGUCACCCCUCCACAAACCAAAGAUGCAGAAAUGGCCACCAUAAAGGCGAUCGAAGGCAAGACGGUACAUCAAAUACAGUCUGGCCAGGUGAUCGUUGAUCUCUGCUCCGUGGUUAAGGAAUUGGUGGAGAACAGCCUCGACGCAGGAGCGACAACCAUCGAUGUCCGAUUCAAGAACCAAGGGCUGGACGCCAUAGAAGUUCAGGAUAACGGCGAUGGAAUCUCCCCGCAUAACUACGAUACUCUCGCCCUCAAACACCACACCUCUAAGCUCUCGACCUAUGCCGAUCUGACGACCUUGCAGACCUUUGGCUUUCGAGGCGAGGCUCUCUCCUCGUUAUGUGCACUCUCGAAGUUCUCAGUUGUAACAUGCAUGGCGGCGGAUGCGCCGAAAGGUACGAAACUCGACUUCGAAGUGUCGGGCAAGUUGAAGGGGACGAGCGUCGUUGCUGCGCAGAAGGGAACGACUGUGUCUGUGGAGAAUCUGUUCAACAAUCUGCCAGUGAGGAGAAGAGAGCUUGAGAGGAACAUCAAAAGGGAGUGGAAUAAGGUGGUGGGAGUGCUGGGCCAAUAUGCUUGCAUACAAACUGGGAUCAAGUUCUCGGUGUCUCAGCAGGCUGGGAAGGGGAAGAAGACCACGCUGUUCUCUACGAAAGGAAAUCAGUCGACGAGGGAGAACAUUGUGAAUGUUUUCGGGGCAAAGACGUUGACGGCUUUGAUUGCUCUGGAUUUGAAUCUUGAGCUGGAAGCCACCAGUGCUCCCAGUCAGAGAUGGAGUACCCAUGAUGAUGGUGGCUCCAAGGAGAUCCGGAUAGUAGGCCAUAUUUCACGACCAGCGUAUGGAGAAGGCCGCCAAACCCCUGAUAGGCAAAUGUUCUUUGUCAAUGCCAGACCAUGUGGUCUGCCACAAGUUUCCAAAGCGUUCAACGAGGUCUACAAAGCAUACAAUGGCACUCAGUCACCAUUCAUAUUUGCCAACAUCGAAUUAGACACCCAUUUGUACGAUGUCAACGUCAGUCCAGAUAAGCGGACCAUUCUGCUGCAUGAUCAGAAUCGCAUGUUGGAGAACCUGAAAGAAGCUCUUACUGCUCUCUUCGAAUCACAAGACUACACAGUGCCUAUCUCGCAAUUGCCUGCACAGAAACAACCGACGUAUAAACAGCUUACUAUCAGUCGUGAAAACAGCGGAGCCACAAGGACAUCCCAAACUCCUGCUGAGGUGACUGAAGCCGAAGAAUCUGAAGGGUCAAGGUCUGUUAGUAGAGAUCUCGGAGAAGAUGGUGGUGAGGAUGAUGAUGAAACGUCGGGGAAAAAGUCCAAUCCUCAGCUGAGACGCAGCGCUGUGUCCAGAGAAUCUAUGAAAAGAGACAGUGGCGCCGUUAGUCUAAUAGCAAAAUGGGUAGGCAGGAAAUCGGCAGAUCGAGUAGAGCCAGAUGAGCAAGAUGAUGAUACGACAAAGUCUGCUUCUAAGACGCUUGUUGGUCUUUCGGAAGAGAAGCGCAGACUUCUGGGAAAGUUACGAAGAGAAAGCGAGGAGGCACAAGCAGCACCCGAUUCCUCUGAGGAGGUUGGCAGCCCUUCUGCGACUGAUCUUUCUACAAAUACCCAAGCUCCUUCCGCCACACCACCUAUUCUCAUCUCUAACUUCAACAGGCAGCUCUCCGAAGCUCCAACGAUCAGCAGCGAUAGAGGUUCUAUUGACCCUGAGCUACCAAUCCCUGCACUCCAGCCAAUCCCAAAGCCAACCCCGUCAAUCGCAGACAGAUUUUCAAGCACACCGAGAACACAGCGACCAGCGCCAGAUAUUGCCACUAUCACGAUUGGAGACUCUACUGUGACCAGCUCCAUAGGAACUCCAUGUCCUAAGAGAGCUCGAACCGAAGAUAGUCGAAGCACGGCCCGUGAUAGUCAUCCUGCCCAGGAUCUGAAGCCCACGCUGCCAACAUUUGGAAAGAGUCUGAGCCAAAUGUUUGCUGCUCCUGGGACUGCCCGUCAGUCUGAUCCUGAUGAUGAAAUUGAAGAUGAAUCAGAUGAGCACGCUGGUCGAUCGUCUCCUCGGUCGAUUACAGGCUCUGUGAAGGGUUUAGUGGAGCCUGACGACAAUGAAAACGACGAAAGAAUGCAGAGUGAACAUAAGCCGAACGAGCUCGCAAAGCCGGAUCUGGAUUCUUCACUUCUCUCACCCGAAGCGGAAGACGAUGGUGAUUAUGUCGCCGAAGCAGAGAAAAAGGCUCUUGACGAGGCCAAAGUCCAGGAAAUGAUCGAGGAAGCAGAGAAGUCAGCUGCACUUCCGUCGCAAGAGAACGUGGAGCGCACGAAGGUUCUCCUCAAGGGCGGUUCGAAAAAGAAGGAUGCUACCCUCAACUUGUUGAGAUUGGUGGAUACCGACAUCCAUAAAAUUGCCGAACAGAAUCAGGCUCUCGACGAGGCUUUGGCUGCAUACCAGACGAUUGUGUCGGAAAAAGCAGAAGACGAGGCUUUGGACUCAGAGCAUGCGGAAGAGAAGCUCUCCCUGACUAUCACCAAGGCGGAUUUUGCAAAAAUGAAAGUCGUCGGUCAGUUCAAUCUUGGCUUCAUUCUAGCGACUCGGGCAUCCGGAUCAAGCACUGAAGAAGGCGUCAUGACUGCCGAUGAUAUGUUCAUCAUCGACCAGCAUGCUUCAGAUGAGAAGUACAACUUCGAGCGUCUACAAGCUACGACAAUCGUACAGUCUCAAAGACUGGUUCGUCCCAAGACCCUCGACCUUACAGCACUCGAAGAAGAGAUUGUCAUGGAGAAUCUUGCAGCCCUCGAAACAAACGGCUUCAUCGUAACAGUUGACGAAUCAGGCGAAUCACCUGUAGGAAAUCGCUGCCAGCUCGUCAGCUUACCACUCAGUCGCGAAACCGCCUUUUCGCUCACAGAUCUCGAAGAAUUGAUAGCUCUCCUGGCAGAGCAUCCACCCGGAACAGUACCACGUCCUGCUAAAGUCAGGAAAAUGUUUGCCAUGAGAGCUUGUAGGAGUAGUAUCAUGAUUGGCAAAACCUUGACACAUAAGCAGAUGGGUAAAGUUGUCACACAUCUGGGUGAGCUGGAUAAGCCAUGGAAUUGUCCUCAUGGAAGGCCGACCAUGAGACAUUUGUGUGGACUGGGCGAGUGGGACAUUGAGGGUUGGAAGGAGGAUGUGAGGGUUGAUGAGGAGGGCGAGAAAACUGUUGGCACGGAUUGGGCCGCUUAUGUUAGGAGUAAUAGAGGUGUUUCUGCUUCUCCGGAUCUGGAGGAUGAAGCUGAGGAUGAAUCUGGGGAAGAGGACGGGGGAGACGAGGAAGAGGAGGAAGACGAUGGGGGGGAUUCAGGCGAAGAGGAGGGCGAGAUGGAGUAGUCAUUGGAAGGUGAGGACAUCUCAGAGGAUGGAGAAGCGUCGUAGAUGUUGGGACGGGCAAACGUGGGAAACUGGUUAUUUACUUCUGAAGGCUGAAGCGAGGCGAUCGGUUCUUUUUGGUCUGGUCACAAGAAGGCGUUCUUGGUCCAGGUAUCCAUUUCCAUUCCUCUUUUCUACAUUUGUACAGACAACACCCCUGCCAUCCAAGAUACCCCCUUCCUAGCCAUUGUCCAUAUACUUUCUCCUGGUAUAUGCGCCAUAGAACCAACAAGCAAACAGUCAAACAAAUCAAUCGAUCAUAAACAAAACUCCCUCAUUUCCAAAUCCAACCAAUCAUCCGACCCAUUUACAAGCCACUCACUUUCCUAAACCGAGUCCCCCAUCCCUUUCCCCCAUUAUUACCACCUCGUCCCUCCUCAGCAACCUUACCACUCACAUCUCGUCUAUCCAAGACUCGGAAUCCACCCUUAUUACCGAAAUAAUUCCCACUCGACACCUGUCUGUUCGACCCACCUAUCAUAAUCGGCGGUGUCCCCGGCUUCAGCUCCCCAUAGUGCUUCGCCUUGAACGCAAGAUCUUUCUGUUCCGCUUCCCGCUCUCUCUCCUUCGCGCGCUCAAGCUCAGGCGAUGUGAUGUCCGCAAUAUCACCACUCACAUUACCCAUCCCCAUCCCCAUCCCCAUCCCCAAAUUCCUACUACGAUCGACUACACUACGCCCAUACCGAUGGCUGUUACUGCUAAUCUCACUCAGCGGCGAAUUUGAAUUCUCUCUCAAAUUGAAAUUCGUGAUAUGGCGCGGCGUAGGUGGGUUCGCCUCUAACGGAUUCGGAUGAUCGUACGACGAGCCAUAGUCGGUCGCUACGUCGAUGGAGAUAUCUUCCUCGGAAUCGUGUCUUUGGUGCAGGCGUUGGUAUUGCGCUUUCUUGGCUGGAGAGGACCGCGUGCGUGCGUUGCGGCCGAUGCUGUCGUUUGCGAACCAGGGUUCGUUGACGGCGCCGACGUUGCGGGUCGUGGUUGUGCGGAGGGAGGAGGUGUCGGAUUGGAGGAUUUCGUGGGCGUAUGGUGCUGGGCCGCGCUUUAGAGGGGAGGGCGGUGGGGUGUAUUGGUUUUGGGGUGGGGUGCUGAAGUUGGAGCCUGGAGUGCUCUUUAGUUGGUCGGCGGCGAGGGAGGAGCGGUUGGAGGGGACGGCUUGGUAUUGUCGUGGUGGGAGAUCGGAGCGUGCGUCUCGAGAUGGAGGGGGUGUAGAUUUGUAGGUUGAGAAGGAGGUUGUGGAUUGCGUGCGUGUGUGGAAGAAGGGGAUUGUGGGCGGGCGGCUGAGAUCCUCGUAUGCGGCGCCGGAUGCCUGCUUGCUUUCCAAUGGGAGCGAGAUUCGUUUCUCCGAGUAGUUGGAGGACAUUACCGUGGAGACGGAGGAUUUGUUACGUUUAUGGCGAGUGGUAAGGUGGUCUUCCAAUGGGUUCAUAUCGGGCGGGAGCUUUGUGAUCUUGCGGAAGGUCACGGCUAGAUAAAUCGAGAUUCCGAGGGAGAUAAGGUGUAAACCACCACCGACAGCUGCGAGAUAGAAGACGCAUUUAGAGAAGGUGUUUAUGAGAGUAGGAUUGGAGAGUAUUGUUUUCCAACCGGAUUGUCGGGUCAUGGCUACGAGUGCGCUGAAUCCAUAGAAGGGAGCGAUAGAGACGUCGAAGAAGGAAGCGAAGAGCAUGUAGGAUGCUGAAGAUGCGGGUGUUCGUCCUGACGGUUUACGGCAUAGGUGGUAUGCACCGUAGACUGUGUGCAGAAUGGCUACUCCGGGCUGAAAGAUGUUAGCGACUGAAUGUUGAGAAGGGGGAGCCAGACUUACAACUAUUCUCAUGACCCAGCCAGUGGAGGCGUCAACACCUUUGAUCAAGAUCAUCAAGGCCAGUAGUCCGAGUGCCGUAAGCAAUUCGAGGCAUCGCAACACCAGUUGUAUGAUGCGCAUCCAUUUUAUCCAUUUCUUCACACUGGGAUUCAUAGGUGUCGCAGUUGAGCUUCCGUAGGGGAGGAUAAGAUAUGAACUAUGCGCAGAUAUUAGCAGCAAUUCAAUUGGACCAUAGCAAUGACAUAUGAGGGAAAGUUGUACUCAGGAUGCUGAUUGAAGUUGACCAACGGUCCCUCAUGCUUCGGCCGUGGAGGUUUAGGUGUAUAACUUGCGCGAGUGACGGCCUUGGGAUCAAAUUCCCGGUAUGGAGACCCUGGUCCCUCUGUUUUGAUGGGAUCGUAGAGGAAUGGAGGAUUGACACCGCCCAUUAUUGCUUAGAGAAUGACUGAUCUGACUGAGGCGACGAUGAGACAGCAACGAGCGAAGAAUUCAGAAAAGAACACUGAACAAUGCGACCAGGAAUGCGAUGUUGUCA
Messenger RNA from Cadophora gregata, 5807 nucleotides. RefSeq lists its product as uncharacterized. Gene Ontology annotation, biological process: mismatch repair. The record is from RefSeq and is a predicted model, not a curated record. Gene Ontology annotation, cellular component: MutLalpha complex. The transcript has 3 exons. NCBI's taxonomy places the organism in Eukaryota, Fungi, Ascomycota, Leotiomycetes, Helotiales, Ploettnerulaceae. Gene Ontology annotation, molecular function: mismatched DNA binding; ATP hydrolysis activity; ATP binding. Bases 1 to 3432 code for a protein of 1143 amino acids.